AUGGAUACCGAAAGUGGAACUCCAACCCAGCAAAGAGCAGGACGAAUGGAUUCGAAAACUUAUUAUUUUACGACUUUUAAUAGUUCUUUGAAUAUUAUAUGCCAUACUUUAAUAGGUAUAGUGGUGGGUGUCAUCGUGACCUAUGGGUUAACUUUACCAAGUGGAAAAACAAAGGACCACAUCAUAUUAUGUGUUCUUGGGUACCAAUUGUUGAUGGCUCAAGCCAUUUUAAGUCUGUCCCCCCACAAUGGUUGGUCAGUCCACCUUAAGCUGGUGGACAAGAAGCGUGCCCACUGGAUCUUACAAACCGUGGGAUCUGUACUGGCUAUCGUAGGCAGUUUCCUUAAAAUCGUUGACAAGAACGUCCAUUGGAAUACAAAUCACGGAAUUUUUGCAUUGAUAGCCCUGGUCUUCACAGUGAUAAGUCUCGUCAACGGACUGACGUCGCUCUAUGCUUACGAAUUCCGACGAUUUCUGCCAUCAACCCUUUCGAAGCUGACUCAUAUUUGUGCCGGCACAAUAGCCUUUGUGGCUUCAUGCAUCAGCCUCUGUUACGGCAUCGACAAGGGUAUGUUCACAAACUGGGUCGGCAGCACCAUAGCCAACGUCCUCAUCGGAUUCAGCUCUUUCUUCACCUUCCUCAUCAUUACCGCUCCUUUGAUUACCUUCUUUAACAAACUAAAGAAUACAUAA
This is a messenger RNA of Spodoptera littoralis (African cotton leafworm), 693 nucleotides long. NCBI's taxonomy places the organism in Eukaryota, Metazoa, Arthropoda, Insecta, Lepidoptera, Noctuidae. The record is from the annotation of a GenBank genome assembly.